UAUGUAUAUAUAUAUGACAAUUGAAGUGCUCGUGUAUUAGUAACGCAUUCACGAGGAUCCGUAAUUGAUAUGGAAUAAAAUACAAUUAGUUUCUAAUAAUGGCUUUGAUAUUACGACACUGCAUUUUGAGCCAAAAGAAACGGUUUGUACACGAAUUUUUAUUAUUCCAUCGUAAUGUUAGCAGUCAUACGUUCAACAUUAACAACGUUAAGAAAUUUGGAUCGCUUUUGUGUGCGAAACAUUUUUCUACAAAAAAUGAUGGGAAUUCGGAUAGAGAGCUUAUUUACGAAGGAUAUUUAACAAAACGAAUUCGUAGACUUAAACUCUUUUCUUUCUUCACAUCAGCUGGAUCAAUAAUUUCAUUACCUGCAAUUUAUAUGAAAGCUGUGCACGAUGAUAAUUUAGCAAAUAUGGGUAUAAUGUUUGCAUUUUUAAAUCUUGUUCUAACAUUGACUCCGUUAUUUAUACAUCUCACAACAAAAAGAUAUGUGACCGAAAUGUACUAUUAUCCAAAAGAGGAUAUGUAUGGUGCAAAUGUAUAUGGCCUGUUUCUUAACAAAAGACAGCUAAAGUUUACAAAGGAUGAUGUAGAUGUACCUGAAUCAGGUGGAAUGCUCACAUCUUGUAAGAUACAGGGAAACCCAUUGCUUUUCGGUGAAGAAGAUUUCAAAGAUGCUAGACAUUAUUUUAUUAUUAUGGGAUAUAACGAUCCAAUAGAUUUUGAGAUGGGUACAAAUGCAGCUGGUACAGGAAAAAUCGAUUUAGAUUUGAUACGAGAAAAAUUAAAAAAUUAUGAAAAAGAUCAGAAGCAGAUAGAGAGUAAAGAACUCGAACGAAACUAACGUGGAAUUUAAAGUAGUUUAAAGUAAUUUCAUUUAUUACAGUUUCUUAAUCUAAAACUUUUAUACAUUACUUAAAAGUACUAUAUACGUUGCUAGGUACAAAAUAUGUACAGUACAUUAUUAUGUAGAGGUCCUACACUGAAAAAUACAGCACCAAAUUACUAAAACACAAUGCAGAUAAACUUCGUCAUUGUCUUUUUUAAUUAAACCCAAUUAGCAAGAGAACUACACAUCUCCAGUCGAUAUUUAUAAGUUUGAAUGUACAGUUCGUAAAUAAAAUAUGUUACAAGCACAGAAAUAAUUGAAGUUGAUAUUGAAAUUUUGAAAAACUAAUAAAAGCAUAUAAAUAUAAGAUAGUAACUUAAUUAGAGAAUCAAGUGUUUUCUAAAUAUAGCCUCCAGAUGUAAUAAUAAACUAUAGAAGCAACAUAAUGUAAUUUGGUAACCGUGCAAGAAUGGCGGAUACAUUAUUAAGAGAUCACAGAUUAUAAUCAUAACCUUUGAAUUGAUAUCAAAGGCAUGAGCAAAACAGUUAUGCCGAGUUAAUUGUGCAUUCAUCGUACACUAAGCUGGGAGUAAAUCAAAGUCAUCCGAAACGUGUACCAUUGGAACAUGAAUAUCUUCUAUUUGA
Molecule: messenger RNA, 1472 nt
Organism: Osmia bicornis bicornis
Lineage: Eukaryota; Metazoa; Arthropoda; Insecta; Hymenoptera; Megachilidae
Product: transmembrane protein 70 homolog, mitochondrial
Exons: 3
Coding region: 99-842 (247 amino acids)
Biological process (GO): mitochondrial proton-transporting ATP synthase complex assembly
Cellular component (GO): mitochondrial membrane
Source: RefSeq, a predicted model, not a curated record